AUGUCGGCUCUUCUCCGAUCACGACUCCUCACAGCGCCACGCGCUCGCAUGCAAAUCAUCCCAAACCUCACCGCCCGCGCACCACAAAGGCUCCUUUCCUCCACGGCAGUACGAACGGCCGGUGACCAUGCACACGAGGAUCACUACGAUCCCCCAGGCGGCUGGCUCUUUGGUGUGAAGCCCGGCGAGAAGUACGAGAACGAGGGCUGGGAGAAUGUGUGGUUCUAUGGCUUCUGUGGAACUAUGCUGUUCGGUGUUGUUGGCUACUGCUACAAGCCCGAUACAAGUAUACAGACCUGGGCUCUUGAAGAAGCUCGUCGGAGAUUGGAGAUUGAGGGCAUUCUGCCAGACCCCGAGCAGCGCUCAUGA
Ramularia collo-cygni is the source of this 369-nucleotide messenger RNA. RefSeq lists its product as uncharacterized. Bases 1 to 369 code for a protein of 122 amino acids. The transcript is spliced from 5 exons. The record is from RefSeq and is a predicted model, not a curated record. NCBI's taxonomy places the organism in Eukaryota, Fungi, Ascomycota, Dothideomycetes, Mycosphaerellales, Mycosphaerellaceae.